Messenger RNA from Hyalella azteca, 2120 nucleotides. Its product is annotated as pro-resilin. NCBI's taxonomy places the organism in Eukaryota, Metazoa, Arthropoda, Malacostraca, Amphipoda, Hyalellidae. Gene Ontology annotation, cellular component: extracellular matrix. Bases 1 to 438 code for a protein of 145 amino acids. The record is from RefSeq and is a predicted model, not a curated record. The transcript is spliced from 2 exons.
AUGACCAGGGGCAACCGGGGCGCAGUUCGGCCCGCCGUAUAUAAGCCAGCUCAUCGCUAUGGCUCGUCGCAUUCCUUCUUUGACCGCCGCCAAGUGAACACGCUCAUGAUGAAGGCAGCUCUACUCAUAGUCGUUGUGGCCAUCGUAAGUGGUACAUUGGCGCGACCACAGAAUCAGCAAUACUCGUACGACUACGAUGACGCGAAAUACGACUUCAGCUGGAACGUAGACUCGGUAGACUAUAACAAAAACCUGGUUCAGUACGGCCAGAGGGAGCAGAGGGAUGGUGCUUACACCAAAGGGGAAUACUACGUCCUACUCCCCGAUACCCGCCUUAUGAAAGUUGAAUAUUACGCUGACGCCACAGGCUUCCACCCCACUUAUACCUUUGAGGGCACUGCCGUGUAUCCAGAUACUCCUGGCUACCAAGGAAGGUAGUAAAAUGUUAUAUUUUUGGCUAUUUAAGCGUUGUUGUUAACUAGCAAUAGGUGAAGAAAUUUCUGUUAUUUUUUAGCGAAAGUAAAAUCCAGACACCCCUGGCUACCAAGGAAGGUAGUAAAAUAUUAUAUUUUUGGUUAUUUAGCGUUGUUGUUAAUUAGCAAAAGGUGAAGAAAUUUCUGUUAUUUUUUAGCGAAAGUAAAAUCCAGACACCCCUGGCUACCAAGGAAGGUAGUGGAAUAUUAUAUUUUUGCUUAUUUAGCGUUUUGUUAACUAGCAAAAGGUGAAAAAAUUUCUAUUAUUUUUUAACGAAAGUAUAUUUGAUAGAAGUGCAACGAGCUUCUGCCAGAAAAUGCCUACGAACUUGAAGAUGCAAUUUGGUAUACGGCAAAAUGCUUAGUGGUUCCAGAUUAAAAAGACUUGGAUUAGAUUUCUAAGAAAACAAUUGAAUAAAGCCUAUGAAUUAUUAAUUUUUCAAAGAUAAAGCUUCAAUUGGAUUGCGCACUAAACAGCAAUUACUUAUUUAAUUUUAUCAAUUGAAAAUCUUUAAACGUAAUAUAAGUUGUUCUAUAAAGUUAAAAAAGAGAAAAGAAACAGAGUAAACACAUCCAAUCGACGUCGAACUAAAAUUUUUGUGUUCGUCGAGGAAAUUUUUUAAAUUUGAUAGCGAUACGACUAUUUUUGAAACGAUAACAAUCAACACGAUAACGAUAACAUCAAUAUCUAGGGGAAGGUAGCUACAAACUUCGCGUUAUUUGUGUUAUCGAAAAUGUGAUUAUUAAAAUAUCUAAUCAGCAUAACUUUAAGUCAUUACAGAAGUACAAAACACUGCACAUGAAAAAAUAAUACCGCAUGCAUCAAAUAUGCCCAUAUGUUCUAUAAAUAUGCCAAAAUAAACAAUGAGUCCAAAAUAAAAUAAUGAUGAAGAACAUAAACCUAGUAACCCUAUGAACUGUGGUUCGAUAAAUUCAUGCCCACAUGAACUAAUGUCCAGAUGGAUCCGUGGCCAAAUGGACUAGUGCCCCAUGAUGGAUCAAAUUGUUUGCCGAAAAAUUCCAUAUGUACGCAAAUAUAGCCGCUGUUAGGGUAGCCUAUAAAAUGACCAAGCUCUUGAAUAAAUUUAUGUGCCCUGAGAGAACCCGGAUGAAAGAUUCAAUUAUUUAAUUAAAUAUAAACAAUUAAAUAAGAUAAGUAAAUUAUUUAUCUAAAUCAACAGGGGUAAAAUUUUCUCACGGUGAUUAUGUAGAUCUCUUUUUAUACACUGACCGUUCAGGUAUUUUAGAAACCAUGUUAAUUGCUUGCAGUUAAACGCAAAUCAGGACCACCCUUGACAGGCAGGUUCUCAUGAUAAAUUUGUAAUUCAUCGGCUGCUUUAAAAUACCUUAUAAAAGUCCACUUUAACGAUUAGUUAAGGAAUAAUUUCUCAGUCAUCUCAGGAACUAUUACACUUUACAGCGCAAAUUGAACCCUACUUGAAGGUUAAAUUUAAUUUUUAUAUUCAAGACCGCUUUCGCCCGUUUUUAUUUUAAUACGGCUAACGGUCGUACUGUUGUUUUUACUAUAGUCAUCCCUGUUAGCUGGCUUGUUUUGUUGAUGUUACUUCUUGUUAUUAUUUUUUAAAAGUUAACCAGCAAUGUUAAAUUACAUUGUGUACGGAUCAAAUAGUAAAAAUGUCUUUUGAA